GCCAGGCGAACGCCAUCGCAGUGCUGUGUGCUGUGCAGUCGCAACAGGAAGCGAAGCGGUCGCGCUCACCGACGGCGUCGACGACGACGGCGUCGACGCUCCCAUUCCGGGCACCUCCGACUGCUGCCGGCGAGACAGCACAGCCAACUCAGUCCCUCCUCCGCCCACAUCGUUGCAGAGGAGGCGAAAAUAACAACAAUAAUAAUAAAAAACAGUGACGAUUUUACGUGUUCUAAAACGUCAGGUCCAUAGCGACGCUACUUGCCGACAGAGCACAGUAGCACGACCUCCUCAGUGGACCUGUACCACAGUUGUGAAUCGCGGAAGCUGUUAUAAAACGAGGACACUUGCAUUUUUGAUGUCCCUGAGCAAUAAUAACAAACAAUAACAAUAAAAUACUGCCAUUAUUACUACUGCAUAAACUUUUACGCUGUCUUGGCCGCAAUACGUCGUAAUUACCGCAAUUAUCACGUCGUUAUGGACUAUAAAGAGGUGUGUCUACAUUAAUAGUCACUGUUAUUACGGUAGUUAUUCCUCAUUUUUUUUAUUCGUGUCAUAAUAAUUGAAAUACAAGCCACGGACUCUUCAGACAACUGAUUGCGAGUUGGAGGGAAGCUGCUUUGCGAAAUUGGCCGAGACUCCACGGUUUAUUCGCGGCGUCGGUGACUACUGGCUGUGAUGGAAACUGGUUGAAGCUGUGUGAAUUCUACCGCCACUCUACACGACUGCACGCGUUUCGAACUGCCAGUGAAGUCUCAGCCGUGUGACAAAGUGUUUAUUUUUCCUGUAUCGCUCUUAAGUAGAGAAAACAGAAUAGAGACAAGAGAGAAAGAAGAGGGAGACAUUUGCACUGAUUACGACCGUCGUUUUCUUUUUUGUUUUUCCCCCCUUCCGCUGUGGAAGCGUCUUGCUCUCUUUGGCAGAUGUUGCCGAUCGCGAACUGCUUCGGCGAGGACUUGUCACGAGGUGUAAACAGUGCCACGAUGUGUCGCCACGAGCCCAGCUCUCGACUGCUGUGACAGUCGGUUACCACUGCUUUUAUUCCGCUCGCGGCGAGUGACUGAGUACUGAGGAGCAAUAUUGUUGACGUCGGUUUCGAAAACUGUGCUUUUGGAUUCGUGUCCAGUUGCGGCAGAAAUUCUGUGGCACCGUGGAAGAGUUGCUGUAAAUUUGGUGGUGAGCUCUGGUGUUUGAUUUGGAACUGAGACGCGAACGUGUAUCGCGGUGCGGUGUGUGCGUCAGAGCGGCCAGCCACACCCCCUUCCGGGCAGAAGUCUCUCAGCGGCAAGAAGGGGCCCACGGACUGCACAGUGUCGUCUCGAUGACGGCGUGAACGGCGCACAGAGAAGACGCCCAGUGAGAAUUGUAUGAGUGUCUCCGGCAGCCGGGAAGCCAGAAGCUACCGGAGGGAGCCCUGAAGGCGCGCCAGCUCUUCGGGGAUCGGCGCUGACGAGGAGGGGAGGUCACUGACUCGGGGUUCGCGCGAGCCGGAAAAAUUUUCUCACUGUACCAAGGCAGACCGCCGAGGAGCGACUUCGUUUCGCUCCCCGCAGUCGCCGAGCCCGACAGAUCCGCGACGGACUUCGCCACGAUGAACUCGUACUUCGAGCAGUCGGGCUUCUACGGGGCGCACCACCACCAGGCGGCGUCGGGGGCGGCCGGGGGCGGAGGGCCCGGCCACCACCACGACCAGACGGCGGCCGCCGCCGCCGCCGCCGCCUACCGCAGCUUCCCGCUCGGGCUGGGCAUGUCGCCGUACACGUCCUCACAGCACCACCACCACCACCACCACGGGCUGCACCAGGCGGCGCGCCCGCCGCAGGACUCGCCCUACGACGCCAGCAUCGCCGCCGCCACGUGCAAGCUGUACGGCGCCGGCGGCGGCGCGGGGGCGGCGGGGGCGGCGGCGGGCGCCGGCGACCCGCAGGCGGUGGCCAACUACAGCGCGGGCAAGCCCGACUGCAGCAAGUCGGAGGCGACGACGCCCGUCAGCGGCGCCGGGGGCGGCGGCCACCAAAACGGCUACGCGGCCGUCGUCGCCGCCGCCAAGGACGUGUGGCAGAGCGGCGGCGGCGCGGGCGGCGGCGGUGGAGGCGGGGGCGGCGCGGGCGGCGGCGCCGGGGGCGGAGGGCUCGUGGGCGCCCCCGUGCGGCCCGCCGCCUGCACGCCCGACUCGCGCGUCGCCGGGGGCGGCGCGGCGGCGGGCUACGCGGGACUCGUCGGCGGAGACCCCGCCGCCUCUCCGGGGGCGGCGUCCGGCGGCAGGGCAUCGGCUCCCGGGGGCGGGACGCUCGGCUCCUGGAACCAAUGCUCCAUCAACAGCUCCGUCGCGCAGCCGGCCGUGGUGCACCAGCAGCCGACCAACCACACCUUCUACCCGUGGAUGGCCAUAGCAGGUGAGUGUGGUCACCAUCACGGCAACUUCUCUUGGUUAAAGGAUAGCGCAGGUGCACCCGUGCCUUACCAGUGGAUCGCAGGCGCCAACGGGUUGCGCCGAAGAGGCCGGCAGACAUACACACGCUACCAGACGCUGGAACUGGAGAAGGAGUUCCACACGAACCACUACCUGACGCGGCGGAGGCGCAUCGAGAUGGCGCACGCGCUCUGUCUGACGGAGCGCCAGAUCAAGAUCUGGUUCCAAAACAGGCGCAUGAAGCUCAAAAAGGAGAUACAGGCCAUCAAGGAGCUGAACGAGCAAGAGAAGCAGGCGCAGGCGCAGAAGGCGGCAGCGGCGGCGGCUGCGGCGGCGGCGGCUCAGCAGCAGCAACAGCAGCAGCAGCAGGCGGGGGCGGCGGGUGGAGGCGGCGACAACAACUAGGAGCGGUGGGGCGAGGCGGCGUGGGGCGGCGUGCACUAGCAGGUAGGGUACGCUCGCUUACUCGCUUGCAUGCGUGCGUUUACGAGUGCGUGAGCAUGCGUGUGCGUGUGUGGUUGCUGCGUACGAAGCGCCAGCGCCGCCACACACAUACACAUUCACGACCGCCAGCCGCCACUGCCGACCUCCACCUGCGCCGACUUCGCAACGACCACGCCGGCGUCGCCGGGGAACCCCCUCAAGAUGCCGACUGUGAGUGCAACGCAGGGACGAGUGCAAAGGCGACACGAACCCCGCCACGUGGUGUGCACGUGCGUCAGGUGCCUCGCUUUGUUUCUGUUACCGCCUGUUACAGGUACCUCCGAGUACCGCACGCCUUGUAUCAUAGGACUACUAUUCCACUGUAUACCAAUGUUCAAAGCCAGACAUUUUAGCCCUUUUUGUGCUGUGCUUCGAGUAGAACGUUCUUUCAAAGCGACGUUCUGCAAUUUUUUUUCCACUGUUCGAGCUUCCGAGUUCAGUUUCCCGUGCCGUGGACACACUUACAGCGAAGCGGAACUGUGGAAAAAAAAGUUCAAAGUGUUUUCAGAUUACUUGAUUUCACAGUACGAAGCGUGGACAAUAAGCGCUCAGUUUCGAAGCAGGAGAUGUGUACUUAGAAGAGAACUCACAAGUGUAGAAAUGUUGUAAAAUGUAUCUUUCCUCUCCUUCACACUUGUGAACACAAAAGAUUCUGCUAAUUAUUAGCCAUUACUGUGUAAGAAUGUAAUGCAUACUGCAUGUGUUGUAGCGAAGUAUAUACUGAUAGCUAUUAAUCGAUCAAUAUUUGUUAAGGUGUGUCUUACAUUGUUAUCUGGAAGGCAGUAAGGAUUCAGUCGUUCCCGGUUGGCAUAAGACUUGAACUGAUUAAAAAAAACUGUUGAGACAGCUGCGAACAUUUGCUCUCGAAUGACAACGUUAGCUGUUGAUUCUGACAUUGCUUGUACCUGCAGACAAAAACUUUUUUACGGUCUAAGCACUUUGCAAAGCUUUAAAAUCGUAACCAUUACUCCGGAUUUUCGUGGUAACUGCGAGAUGAACUGUGAGUUCGAUGAGCUCUUAUCUCUCUACUGCUCACCAAAGUUCUGGGAACCUAGCUUAAAGUCUUUCAUUUGCUCGAAAAUGGCUGAUAAAUGUGUAACUUUGACGUAAAGAUCGGAGGUGACUGAGUAUAAUAACUUGAACCACUACUCUAAAUGGCAGGACAGUUUGUGUACUUGAGGUGCUGUGGCAUAUCCGAGCCAAACCACGUCUCAAAAUUUUCAAUUUUUCCGAUCUAGAGGACCUGUGAGGAAAAGACUUUUCUGUAUAUAAGAUCGAGUGAUGUCCAUACUUUGGCUCUGAUAUGACCAUCGCGCUAGAGAUAGUUUUGUGGUGUAAUUACAAGAAAAAACUGGCCAUUCAUUCAGUAUGGUUCAUUGUGUGAGCAUUGUCUUCUUGUUUGUGUGUGUCGUACGGCAUUCCCGUUUCCCGCAGAUGAUGGGGCCGUAGAGCGAAACGUUUUGGUACGUGCAAGAACUGGUGAACACCUAAGUGUCUCCUAAAAAGAAGGCAUGUUUCUCAUUUUUUCCGCAAGACUGUAGGGGCUAGCAAAGAAAGAAAAUUCCUUUUGCAGCGAACGGGAGAUUCCGGUUUGCCUAUUUGGCCACUAAUAUUCCAAGGUCGCAGACAUCAGAAAAAGCUAGUGGUCUCCAAAGCGACAGAAGACGCAAGAAAGUCCUGUCUCCGUCAGUGGUGGAAUCGCAAAUGCGUGCAGGCCACCUUAACGGUACGGGCUUCGACCCUCGUAAGGAUCGAAUUGGCUUCGCUCGAGCCACCUUUUUUAGCGUGGAACGUGGCGAACGGACUUGCUCGUAACAGCUGCAAAGUCUCCUCUUUCUGCUCAACGGAUUCCACCAGAAAGAGGGAGGAAGACCAGCGGGGACUAUUGUUGCGUUAAGGUUGGCACUACCUGUCCUCACUCGCAUCGACAGCGAGAGGGACCGGCGCCGGUGUUGACGUCGAGACGUGCGUCUUCCCACACGCGUAAACUUUGCGUACGCGUGUAUUUCCCUCGCUAACAAGCUGGAAGCCUGAUCCCCAAUAGGAGUUAUGUCUCCAUUGAGACGCCAGGCGGGAGCGAGAUGGUUCAGCUGGAGGGACACCUCUCCCCUCCCACACCUCUCCCCCUUUCGCUGUCUCGUCAAACACGCCUUCCGGUUCCUGAAACUGCCGCCGUAUCCAGGUAAACUGCGUACGUCCUUUUCAGAGACAUAAGGUCCUCACGACAAAAAAAAAGUAAUUUCCUCCCUCUAGUUCAUAACAUGGUUACUUGCUUCUCCUCCUCGUCCUCCUCCUCCUCCUCCUUCUCACCUCCCCCUCCCUUCCUCUUCCGCAAUCAUCGUAGCAUCAAAAUACUAUCCAGUUGCCGUAGUUAGUGCUCAACCUGAACAAACAAAAAACCAAGUAUUAAUAUGUGUAGUAGAGUAGGUCUUGCUUCGUAUAUUUUACUCGUUCAACGUUAGUUAAGAAAACAGUGUUCUCCCAGCGA
This is a messenger RNA of Schistocerca gregaria, 5384 nucleotides long. Its product is annotated as homeotic protein ultrabithorax-like. The transcript has 4 exons. Gene Ontology annotation, biological process: negative regulation of transcription by RNA polymerase II; anterior/posterior pattern specification. Lineage: Eukaryota; Metazoa; Arthropoda; Insecta; Orthoptera; Acrididae. Gene Ontology annotation, molecular function: RNA polymerase II cis-regulatory region sequence-specific DNA binding; DNA-binding transcription factor activity, RNA polymerase II-specific. The coding region runs from base 1592 to 2818 and encodes 408 amino acids. Gene Ontology annotation, cellular component: nucleus. The record is from RefSeq and is a predicted model, not a curated record.